Messenger RNA from Closterium sp. NIES-65, 3528 nucleotides. NCBI's taxonomy places the organism in Eukaryota, Viridiplantae, Streptophyta, Zygnematophyceae, Desmidiales, Closteriaceae. The record is from the annotation of a GenBank genome assembly.
AUGAGAGGGGAGGCGAGACCAGGGGAGGCGCGACCAGGGGAGGCGCGACCAGGGCGACCAGGGGAGGCGCGACCAGGGGAGGCGCGACCAGGGCGACCAGGGGAGGCGCGACGAGGCGAGGUGCGUGGCUAUGGUGAUAGCAGUGGGCGAGAGGGGUUUAGAAGCGAGGAAGAGAGGCGUGGGAGGACGGAGUUUCGGGGAGAGAACGACAGGAGGAGGGCCGCAAGUGCUGGGGAUUACGAGGAAUGGCGUGGGAGAGAAGGGUUUCGGGAAGAGGGUUUUAACAAAGAGGGGUUAAGGCGAGAGAGAUUCGCAAGCAGUGAAGGCCGGGGAGGGCGAGAGGGGCUCAGGAGAGACGGCGGAGACCGCUCAAGGGGAAAUGGCGAGGGGUUUCAGGGACAGAGAGAGGGUUUUAAGGGGCAGGAGGGGAGAUUUCGGGGAGAGGAGGAGGGUCCUAGGAGACAGGAAGGGCAUGAGAAGAGAGAGGGCAGGGCAAGUCGUGGACGGGCGCGCAGGCAGGAAAGACAAAGCGAGUUGAGCAGGUUCAGUGGUUAUGGGAGACACGAGAGGGCCGGGCGGUGGGAGGGAGCGGAAAGGGAGGGAGGUGCAGAAGGGGCAAAGAGGGAAGAGAAGGGGGACGGUGGGAGGCGAUGGGGAGCGGUUACGAGGAGUGUUGGGGAAGCAGAGGGAGGGAAUUGGAGGGGGGCGGAGGAGGAGGGAGGAGAGGGAAGUGGAUGGAGCAGGGAGAGGUUUGGGGCAUCUGACGGCGAGGCGUGUGGAACUCAAGGGGCUCCUGCUGUUGGGAAAGCAGCAGGCGGACGAGGGGAGACGGAUGGGGAAGAUUCGAGGGAGAGAGCGUGGGGAGAGAGUGAAGGCGAGGCAAAGGAGCGGAAGCUUGGGGAGAGGGGAGCGGUGGAGGGGGGAGGCGGGAAGGGGUAUAGCGAGAACAGGCAGAGGGAAGGUGGUGACAUUGCAGCAGGCGGAGGAGAAGCAGAUGGGGAGAGCAGCAGAAAGGGAGUGGCGGAAGAGGGGGUACAGCAAGGGGGGGCAGAAGGAGGGGAGGGCGGAGUGAGGGGAGUGGCGGAGGUGGCGAUGCAGCAAGGGGGAGUGGGCGUCACGGGCUGGGAUGACGUGUUCUUUGCUGACGUGGGCGUGACGUGGCAGAGCCUGGGGCUGCAGGGGGAGGUGGAGGAGGCGAUGUGCAGGGCAGGUUUCGAGCGGCCGUCAGCCAUUCAGGCUGGCGCCAUUCCCCAGAUCUUAUCCGGAUCAGACGUGGUGGUGGCUGCUGAAACGGGCAGCGGGAAAACGCAUGCCUACCUGGCACCUGUGCUGAGUCAUGUGCUGACGUGGCGCGAGGAGGAGAGACGGAGGGAGAUGGCAGAGAGGGAAGAGGAGAAGGCGGGUGAGGAGGAGGGGAGUGAGGGGAGGAGUGAGGGAAGGAGUGAGGGGAGGCUGGGAGAGGAGGGAGAGGUGGGAGAGGUGAGGAGGAGGAGGGUGGGAGCACGCAAGUUUGCUCUGGUGCUCUGUCCCAACGCUGCCCUGUGCCGCCAGAUUGCUCUAGUGCUGUGGCCCAAUGCUGCCGUGUGGCCCAAUGCUGCCGUGUGGCCCAAUGCUGCCGUGUGGCCCAAUGCUGCCCUGUGGCCCAAUGCUGCCGUGUGGCCCAAUGCUGCCGUGUGGCCCAAUGCUGCCCUGUGGCCCAAUGCUGCCGUGUGGCCCAAUGCUGCCCUGUGGCCCAAUGCUGCCCUGUGGCCCAAUGCUGCCCUGUGGCCCAAUGCUGCCCUGUGGCCCAAUGCUGCCCUGUGGCCCAAUGCUGCCCUGUGGCCCAAUGCUGCCCUGUGGCCCAAUGCUGCCCUGUGGCCCAAUGCUGCCCUGUGGCCCAAUGCUGCCGUGUGGCCCAAUGCUGCCCUGUGGCCCAAUGCUGCCCUGUGCCGCCAGGCGGGUCAUGGGGAUUGCAUUGUCUCUGCUUUCCUCCAUGCCAACAAUGCCCGCCAUUCCCUGCCAUGCCUCACAUUCGUCCCCAUGCGUCUAUGCCCGCCGCCCGCCACACCACAGGUCAUGGAGAUGGCGUUGUCGCUCCGCACCGCACACAACCGCCCCUUGCUCGCAGUGGAGGCUGUCGUUGGUGGGCAGGCGUGGCCCUCCUCUCCCCCCGACGUGGUGGUGGCGACGCCAGCAGCGCUCUUCAACCAUCUCUUUGCGUUCGACCCGCAGCAGCGCCGCCGCUCCGCGUUCGUGAGGGACGUGGCGCUGGUGGUGGCGGACGAGGCCGACAUGCUGCUGGGCGGGGGGUACGCCCGGAUCGUUGGCCGCCUGCUCGGGCUCUUCCGAUUGGACGAGAAGGAGCGCUCCGAGGCUGCCAGGCUGGCUGGGGGAUCUGGUGUUAGGGAAAGAGAGGAGGAAGGGAGGGAGGAGGAUGAGGAGGUGCAUUGGACCGAGAUGGUUCCAGAGGUAGUUCAGGAACAAGGCGAGGGACGAGCGCACAAGGCUGUUGCUGUUGCUGCUGCCGCUGAUGCCUCGUCUUCAGCUUCUGCUGCUUACCAGGGCAAGAAGAGAGUGGUCGAGGGAGCGGAGGAGGGGGAAGGGUAUGGUGAGGCGGAUAGAGAGUGGAGUGAGGGGGAGGAGGGGGGCAAGCAUGGGGAGGAGAGAGCAGCAGUGGUGGAUGCAGCUGUGCGCCUGGGCGAGAGCGAGCGAGCCGCGGGCAGAGGGGGGAAGGUGGUGGUGAGAGUGCGGGAGAGUGCGAGGGAGGAGGGGAGUAGGAGGGCGAAGUGGGGGAGGAGGAGGAGGGAGUAUGCGCGGAGCAAGCAGUAUGUGUUUGUGGCGGCCACCAUGCCGGUGGGCACCAAGAGGAGCGUGGGGGAGGUGCUGGCCCGCCAGUUCCCUGCCGCCGUGUGGGUCAGCGGUGGCCUGCUGCACCGCCACAACCCCUUCGUACGGCACGACUGGCAUCAGGUGGAUGACAGCUCGAGAGCCGCUGCACUGCUCAGAGCACUGACUGGGCAGACAUAUGAAGGGGUGGAGAGCGGUGAAAAUGGUCCGCCGGGUGCAAAGCAGCAGGACAGCAUCCAACGGACCAUGGUCUUUGCCAAUGACGUGGAAUCGGUGGACGCCAUUGGCCGGCUCCUCCAGCGCCACCUGUCCACCUCUGCUGCUGCUUCGCCAGCAGGAGUAACCGAUGAGGGGGCCACAGGAGGAGCUGCUGACGUGGCAGCAGGGAGAGCUGCUGACGUGGCGUGGUGUGCGGUGUACCACAAGGACGUGCCAUUGGACGAGCGGGAGCGCGCACUGAGAAGGUUCCAAGAAGGAGGGGGCGUGCUGGUGUGCACGGAUGCUGCUUCACGGGGAAUUGAUGUGGAGCAUGUGUCUCAUGUGGUGCAGGCCGAGUUCGCUCUCAACGCUGUGGACUUUCUGCACCGCGUGGGCCGGACUGGCAGGGCGGGCAGGCCCGGGCGCGUCACGAGCCUGUACACAGCUGGCAGCGCGCCGUUGGCUGAGGCCGUGAGGGCAGCAGUGCAGAGGAGGGAGAGCACG